Molecule: messenger RNA, 848 nt
Organism: Hibiscus syriacus
Lineage: Eukaryota; Viridiplantae; Streptophyta; Magnoliopsida; Malvales; Malvaceae
Exons: 2
Coding region: 356-637 (93 amino acids)
Source: RefSeq, a predicted model, not a curated record
AUUGUGUAUACACAAAAGCAGAAAAGAAGAGCCCGAACUUCUUAUAAACUGCCAUUUAAAUUAGGCUUGUAACAAUUAAAUAUGGUUAUGGUGGAGGAAAUUACAACCGACACUACCUAAGUUUAUUAAGCCAAAACCAAGCUGCCUUCCCACUUCCUCAUCUGCGCAAAGCAUACAUAUGCCGAUGCUUCUAGUUCUUUUCUCUUAAUUUCUUCGUUUUCAAUGAUAUAGAUCAGGGAGAGGGAGAGGGAGGAGAUCUCAGCAGGUCUGGCGGUGGCCGGAAUAACAGAAGAAUCGUUGAAGGAGGAGGAGAAAGAAAGACGAAGAUUAAAGUGAAGGAAAUUAGAAAAAUUCUAUGGAUUGGUGGCUUAAGGUGAUCUUCCCUGUUCGACGACUUUGGUUUGCUGUUUCUUCACGUGUUAAAGCUCGCAAAAGCGGGCUGUUGAAACUUCACGAUGAUGUACAAACUUGUGGGUACGAAGAUGUGCAGGUGAUGUGGGAAAUGCUGCGGAGAUCGGAAUCAGAGUUUAUGGCUGCUAACAAAAAUCUCAAGCGCAAGCAUCGUCCUACAUUCCGGAAAGUGUUGGUUUGGUCUUCUUCUACCCACACUUCUUCUUUCUCGUCAAAUCAUGCCUAACUUCACACCCUUGCUAUUAUAUAUUAUACUAAUAAAUAACAAUCAUAAUGUGUUCCUAUUCUCCUUCAACAGCGACAUGCACGCAUACUUCACAUCAGUGGGAUGCUUCCUAUUAUAUAAUAUAAUAAAUAACAAUCAUGAUGUGUUCAUAUCUCCAACUCAGACAUUCACGUCUUACUUUUUCAACAUAUAUUAUUUUUUUUGGGUUUCA